Messenger RNA from Entamoeba invadens IP1, 320 nucleotides. RefSeq lists its product as hypothetical. The transcript has a single exon. The annotation marks the transcript as partial. Lineage: Eukaryota; Evosea; Mastigamoebida; Endamoebidae. The record is from RefSeq and is a predicted model, not a curated record.
AUGAUUUCCAUCUUUCUUGUUGUAUUUGUUGCUCAAGCCGAAUAUCUCAUGACCAAUUACAACGAAUAUGUGAAUGUCUAUCAACUCGAUAAAUGUUAUUACACCGGAAGCAACAAGUAUACAAAAUACGUCAAAGAUGGCAAGAAGGCCAGAAUUUACACAUCAAAUACAUGUGAUAAUUGGGUUGAUGAAGGCUCUUUUGAGCUUGAAAACAAUCAAUUGUUUUCGAAUAACCUUCCAGAAUACUCGGCAGUUGCUUAUUCAUACCUUGAUGCAGAACACUGCACCAUCAAAGGAAAUGGACCAUAUCCAUUAGAAAU